CUGCUGUCGGGCUCCCUGUCUUUGAAACGUGGGAAGCCGGGCGCGAGCAGGGAAGCAAUGACCAUGAAAGUAGAUUCUGAAGAGCAAGUUCUGGUACAUAAAGAGUUCACUUACAUUAAUGGAGUUGCUACCGAGGUCUUCAAGUGUGGCCCUUGGACGGAUCUCUGGAAAAAUAAAAGUGCUCCCAAAGUCUUAUUUCUAGUUAUCCCGGGUAAUCCAGGAUUGGCUGGCUACUAUCAAACAUUUAUUCAAUGUUUGUAUUCUGGCCUGAAUCAGAAGUAUCCAGUUUGGGUUGUUAGUCAAGCUGGACAAUGUAAACUCCCUAAUGGCAUGGCAAUGGUGGAAGGGAAGGAUAUUAAUGAACCAGACGAUGUCUUUGGAAUCCACGGGCAAGUAAGACAUAAACUGAAGUUCCUCCAAAAGAAUGUGCCGAAAGAUGUGAAGCUUGUACUUAUUGGCACUUCAGUUGGUUGCUAUAUUGCCCUUGAAAUGAUGAAGCAUGCACCAAAACUGGAGGUUCUCCGCAGUGUGCUGCUGUUCCCUACAAUAGAGCACUUAGCUCAGUCCCCAAACGGCAAAACUGCAACACCCCUGCUCUGUCAUCUCCGUUACGCUCUAUACAUACCUAUAUACCUGAUGAUGUGUCUCCCAGAAGCAGCUAAAAAGUUCUUCGUACGCCUUGUAUUACGAGCAGUUAAACACCUUGAUGAAUCUGUAUUCAACACUGCUGUAGAUAUGCUUAACAUGAACUGUGUUGCAAACGCCAUGUACCUGGGAAGUGACGAGAUGAGGGCGAUCAAAGAGAGAGACAAUGCUAAUAUAAGAAAGCAUUUAAAGAAGCUGACUUUUUACUAUGGAGCUACAGACGCCUGGUGUCCUGUGCACUUCUAUGAAGACAUGAAGACGGAAUUUCCAGAUGGAGACAUCCGAUUGUGCGAGAAAGGACUACGCCAUGCUUUUACACUAGACAGCUCCAAAGAGGUGGCUGAAAUGGUUGUAGACUGGGUUCAAGAUGAUUUGGCCAAACUGUAAAUGCAGAUGGAGCAGAUAAAGGGGUUGGGGGGAUGUUUAAUUCUUUUUGUGGGUGUCUAACUGUCCUUGAAAAGGUUCACCACUGAGAAUCGCAGCUUCUUUUCUCUAAAAAAUGUAGUAUAACUUUGUGGCCCAAUGUGCAGUCCCAUUGACAAGA
Elgaria multicarinata webbii is the source of this 1189-nucleotide messenger RNA. It is a transcript of the gene LDAH, whose product is annotated as lipid droplet associated hydrolase. Gene Ontology annotation, cellular component: lipid droplet. The transcript has 7 exons. The record is from RefSeq and is a predicted model, not a curated record. Gene Ontology annotation, biological process: lipid storage. Gene Ontology annotation, molecular function: lipase activity. Bases 58 to 1032 code for a protein of 324 amino acids. Lineage: Eukaryota; Metazoa; Chordata; Lepidosauria; Squamata; Anguidae.